AAGACCAGCUAAGGGCUUCCGGGCUGCGAGGUUGGGGGUGGGCAAGAUGGCGGCGGACACCGGGAGCUGGCGGCUGUACGCGCUGCUGAGAUUUUUUUAUUCACUAUUCUUUCCUGGAUUGAUUAUAUGUGGAGUUCUGUGUGUAUGUUUGGUCAUUGUCCUUUGGAUAAUCAGGACACAUCUACAGAGAAAGAAAAAGUCAGUCUCAACCAGCAAAAAUGGAAAAGAGCAAACGGUGAUUGCAUUUUUCCAUCCUUACUGCAAUGCGGGCGGCGGAGGAGAAAGAGUUCUCUGGUGUGCUUUGAAAGCCCUGCAGAAAAAGUAUCCUGAAGCUGUUUAUGUUAUAUAUACUGGUGACGUUAAUGUCAGUGGUCAACAGAUACUGGAAGGUGCUGUCAGAAGAUUUAACAUCAAGUUAGCUCACCCAGUAGAGUUUGUUUUCUUACGGAAACGCUACCUUGUGGAGGAUUCUCGGUAUCCCCACUUCACAUUGCUAGGCCAAAGCCUUGGAUCCGUUCUUCUUGGCUGGGAAGCUCUGAUGCAGCGUGUUCCCGAUGUUUACAUCGAUUCAAUGGGAUAUGCGUUCACACUGCCUCUGUUUAAAUAUGUAGGGGGCUGCCGAGUUGGGAGUUAUGUCCACUACCCCACGAUCAGCACUGACAUGCUCUCUGUAGUGAAGAAUCAAAACACUGGAUUUAAUAAUGCAGCUUUCAUUAGCAGGAAUGCUCUCCUCAGCAAAGCAAAGCUCAUCUACUACUAUUUGUUUGCUUUUAUUUAUGGUCUUGUUGGUUCUUGCAGUGAUGUAGUCAUGGUGAAUUCUUCUUGGACACUAAACCAUAUUCUCUCGCUGUGGAAAGUUGACCAUUGCACUAACAUUGUUUAUCCACCUUGUGAUGUGCAGACAUUUCUGGACAUCCCCUUACAUGAGAAAAAGGUGACCUCAGGACAUUUGCUGGUUUCCAUUGGCCAGUUCAGGCCUGAAAAGAAUCACACUUUGCAGAUCAAAGCCUUUGCUAAGUUGUUAAAAGAGAAGGCAACUGAGUCACACCCUUCUCUUAAACUUGUCCUUAUUGGAGGGUGUCGAAACAAAGAUGAUGAGCUUCGAGUAUGCCAGCUGAGAAAACUAUCUGAGAAUUUGGGAGUCCAAGAAAAUGUGGAAUUUAAAAUAAACAUUUCAUUUGAUGAAUUGAAGAAUUACCUGUCUGAAGCAACAAUCGGGCUGCAUACCAUGUGGAAUGAGCAUUUUGGGAUCGGAAUUGUCGAGUGCAUGGCAGCUGGCACAAUUAUCCUUGCUCACAAUUCCGGAGGCCCAAAGCUUGACAUUGUCAUUCCUCAUGAAGGACAAAUAACUGGAUUUCUGGCUGAGAGUGAAGAAGGCUAUGCUAAAACCAUGGCUCAUAUUCUCUCUCUGUCUGCAGAAAAGAGGCUUCAAAUCAGAAGGACUGCUCGAGCAUCUGUGAGCAGGUUUUCUGACCAGGAGUUUGAAGUGUCAUUCCUGUCUUCUGUGGAGAAGUUACUCAUGUAAUGCCAAAUCUGUAACAUUCUAGAUACUUUCUACAAAGAGGAGCUGGGGAUGUGGAGCAGAGGUACAGCCUGUGCUUGUUGUGUACAAGGUCCUGUGUUUCAUCUCCAGGAUCAAAAGUAAGAGGAAAUGCUUCAUUUGGAAACACCUCCACAUGUAAAUAUUUUCUGAAUGCAUUCCCUAUUGUAAUAAAGGGAACCUGAGCAAUAUUCUCAGCAAUGUGUGUGUGUACACACACACACACAUACACACACACGUUAGUAUUUAACAAAAUGACAAAAUUAACUGUAUGGAAAAAAUAAUCUCAUGUAGCUUAAUGUGCAUUAGUAUUUUGUCUCAAAAUCUGAACAGUGUAAAUCUCAGAAAAAAUUAUCAAUCAAAUUUUUAUAUACUCAUCCUUUUUUUAAAAUCUCUUCCUUUCUGUUUUAAUCCUUGAAUGGUCCUGCCUGCACCUCCCAGAAUGUAAGAUUGUAGGAAUGCACUAACAAGUGCAGUGGAUGAUGGAACCUGGGGUGUCAUAGAGGCUAGACAAGCCCUCUACCAACUGAGUUACAUCCUAAGCCCCACAUCCCAUUUUUCAAAUCACUUUACUUUAGAAGAUAACUAGCUAGGCUUGUAUUUGUUUUAUGAUGCUGGAGAUAGAAUGUAGAGCCUCGAAGUGUGAAGCAAGAGUGGGGACAUUUGAAUUCCUAGCACUGAGCCAAUCUCAGCCAAAGACUUCCCUCCAGAGGAAAGGAAGUGCUGAGAGAAACAGAAGGUAAUCGCUGGCACUUUGAACUUUAUACUUAUAUUUUUGGAAUAAAUUCUGUUUGAGGGGUAAGCUUAGAGUGAGAGAUUAAACCUAGAGCCACGCUCAUGGCACACAAGUGUUCUAACCAGUGAGUGCUUUCCCCCAACCUGGGAGUCCUGGCAAAUAACAUGGCUAACCCUUUUAAGUGUACCUAGUAAUUUUCUUAAAGGCAAAAGCAGCUUCAAACAGGCAUCUCUAAUACUACUCCAAAGCAUCCAUCAAGAGAUGGAAUGACUGAUUUCUUCAUGGGUAUGUACAGGUAGGUUGAAGUUAAAACACAGGCAACAAUGUUUCCCAUAACUAGGUUUUGGGUUUUGUUUAGAGCUUACCACAGCUCUUUUCUACAGGUUUCUCAUCCUUAACAGCCCCACCCACUUAAAGCUAAAAGGCAGCCUCAAUUCAUUCAAAAGAAUAUCAAGCUAAGUUGCUUUUCUAAAACUGACCGAGUCCUAUCAUGUUGCCCCCACAGUGUGAAGGAUCCUGAGUUGGCAUUUUGGAAAAAGUGGCAGGUGGUAGUUAGCAUACAGGGCUGGACCUUGCCUCACCAUUUACAGAUACCUGACCUGCUAACACUAAAGCUAUGCCUUAAUUUUUUUGAUUCUUGGGUGUUUCAUCUGAAAUCAAGCUGUUAAUAACUUCAGAAUUGUGAUACAAGAUAUGAGGUGUAUGAAGCUACUCUAAAGAUUAAGCAUUGCUUUAGUAAAAGUAACAACCAAAGAUACAGUGACUUGAUUGGGGAAAUGGUGUAUGGGGUGUGUGUCGGGGUGGCUUUUAGGGAAGAAGGAAGGAGGUAAAUAAAGGAGAGAGGCUGGAAAAAUAAAAAUGUCUGAAAAAGCCACAAGGAGUCAUACUAUUAACUACUAAACAAUAACACAAAAAAACCCUGUAAUACAUGUAUGCAUGUAUUAAAUAAUUAAAUAAUUUUAAUGAAAUAAACUUUUCUCAUGUGGGCUGAUGGUACUUCCUCCAAGAGCUAAAGACCACCUAACAAAAAUCAUGGUUAUGACCUGGUGUUCUGACCCUCAGCCCACUCUGCUAUUUUAUGGUUAGUCUUUGAGAUAAGAUUUGGUUAGAGCUCACACAGCCUACCCAUCCACACAAAACAAAAUAGGACUAAAGAUUAUAGAAACUGGAAUGAAGAAAACAGGAUGUGAUGUAAGAAAGGAUUCUGUUACACUAACUUUUCAAAAUUAUUUUCUUGUAGCCAAAGCAUAAAAUACGGUUUGCAUGUAUAUUCUUUCCGUGUUCCUAACAAGGAACUGCAGAUAUUUAUUUUUUUACUAGAUUUCAGGUACUGUGUAAAAUAUCAAAGCUCAUCUUUAACUGUUUUGAGUCCACAGCAGUGGGGAUUCACAUUCCUAUUUACAGUGUGAUUGCACAACUGUGAAGUAUAUGUUACAUAGUCUUUGUAUAUUUAUAAAAUAUUGUGAUGUACAGCUAUUGAUACAAAAUCCACUUGUAUCUAAAUCUGAUGGGUGAUUUCUGAUUCAAUUAAAAUAUUUAUUUUUCUACUUCCUCUUUCCCCUCAGACUCUUCCUACCCCUGGAAUUCAUGGUUUCUUUUUCUUUAAUUAUUAUUGCUACAUGUAUAUGCAAAUAAAUAUGUAAAUGCAA
This is a messenger RNA of Mesocricetus auratus (golden hamster), 3925 nucleotides long. It is a transcript of the gene Alg11, whose product is annotated as ALG11 alpha-1,2-mannosyltransferase. Gene Ontology annotation, biological process: protein N-linked glycosylation. Lineage: Eukaryota; Metazoa; Chordata; Mammalia; Rodentia; Cricetidae. The record is from RefSeq and is a predicted model, not a curated record. The coding region runs from base 47 to 1525 and encodes 492 amino acids. The transcript is spliced from 4 exons. Gene Ontology annotation, molecular function: GDP-Man:Man(3)GlcNAc(2)-PP-Dol alpha-1,2-mannosyltransferase activity. Gene Ontology annotation, cellular component: endoplasmic reticulum membrane.